AUGGAUGAACCUUUUGAGUGUCUUCUCAGAGAUGCCAUUCAAACACUCCUUGGUGACAUCACCACAAGUCCAAGCAAGUUUUUUAAUGCAGUCAUGGAUGUUGAUUGGUUUAUGGAGACGUCAUUUUCCUUCUUCUCUGCAGUGUUACUGCAGUUUUUCAUCAUGUUUGAUGAGUUGAUCUUUUGCCAGAGCAUUUGUAGUAGUAGCAGGUCACAGAAACCACUUGCCACUAGUGGAAGGGAGCAGGAGAUGUGUUUUCUGAUCCCACCUCAUUUGCUGGAAGUUGUGCAGGCACCCUCACUCGUGCGACUUGCCUGUGCAGACCACAAGCUUUUUGAGUUUUUCAUGUAUGUCUGCUGCAUCCUGAUGCUCUUGAUCCCUCUGUCUCUCAUAUUGGCGUCCUACACUCUCAUCCUGGCUGCUGUGCUCCGCAUGCAGUCCACUGCUGCCCGAAAGAAAGCCUUUGCCACCUGCUCAUCUCACCUGGCUGUCGUGGGGCUCUUCUAUGGCACCCUCAUGUUUAUCUACAUGCGGCCCAAGUCCUUCCAUUCAGUGGCUCAUGACAAGUUGGUCUCUGCUUUUUACACCAUCUUUACACCUGUGUUGAACCCCCUCAUGUACAGUGUGAGAAAUAAAGAAGUCAAGGGGGCUUUGAGAAAGUGGCUGAAGAGAUAUUUUUUGUGA
Ceratotherium simum simum (southern white rhinoceros) is the source of this 684-nucleotide messenger RNA. Its product is annotated as olfactory receptor 2T33-like. Lineage: Eukaryota; Metazoa; Chordata; Mammalia; Perissodactyla; Rhinocerotidae. Gene Ontology annotation, cellular component: membrane. Gene Ontology annotation, molecular function: olfactory receptor activity; G protein-coupled receptor activity. Gene Ontology annotation, biological process: G protein-coupled receptor signaling pathway. The record is from RefSeq and is a predicted model, not a curated record.